ACUGAUGUCGAAGGCUUACCGAGCCCCUCAUUUAAUCAGACCAAUGAGUUGAUCCUCUGCCCAGUCAGUACCAAUGCCUCUCUUCAAUCUUUUCAAAGGGAAACCGACUGUUGAGAGGACCACGGCAUCGUUUCUUCAAGAACGAGACCAUGCCGGACUUCUAGUCACCGCCGAACUAGAAAAGACACGAGCCAAUUGCAAGGCAAAGGUUGAACAUAUUGCCAAGGAAUGCAAGGCGAAGAAUCGAAAGUUCAGAGAUCACGAGUUUGAUCUGCAGAAUGACAGAUUCCGAUGCCUUCAUGGACUUGCAAGCGAGGAAGGAUACAACCCUUCUGAUGUACUCCGCGUAACACAGAUCUUCGACAAUCCUCAGUUUUUCGUGGAUGGCGCAUCGUCGAAUGAUAUAGUCCAGGGUGCUAUUAGUGAUUGCUGGUUUGUUUCCGCAUUGGCAACGGUGUGCACGUCCUCAGGACUAGUAGAAAAAUUCUGUGUCGCGAGAGACGAAAAGGUUGGGGUGUACGGAUUCAUCUUCUUCCGGGACAAUAGAUGGGUUGAUGUGGUCAUUGACGACCUGCUCUAUACGUCCAUCCCAAAAUUUGAGGAGUUGAGCGGGGGCGCUACCCUUUAUUUUGCCAGGUCUAGCUCUGACGGAGAGACGUGGGUGCCAUUGGUCGAAAAGGCGUACGCGAAACUCCACGGGAGUUAUGGCGCCUUGAGCCGUGGUUGGGUGUGCGAAGCCGUUGAAGACCUCACGGGUGGUGUAGCGUGCUUCAUUCCCACAAAUGACAUCCUUGAUCCAGAUCUGUUUUGGACAGAGGAGUUGCUCAAGGCCAAUAAUGAUUGUCUCUUUGGAGUCGCGUUCAAUUACCUUGAUUCUAGUCGUAGCGGGGAGACUUCUAUCACAGUCAGUGGUUUGAUGGGCGGGCAUGCAUACUCCGUUCUCAGAGCGGUUGAAUGCAAAGGCAAACGCUUCGUUGUUAUCAGAAAUCCUCUGAGACAUUCCGGAUGGACUGGCCCAUGGUCAGAUGGUUCGAAACAGUGGACACCGGAAUGGCUCGAGAUACUCCCCCAGCUUGGACAUUCCUUCGGAGACAAUGGUCAAUUUGUCAUGGAGUACACGGAUUUCUUGGAAUGCUGGCAGGAGAUCGACAAAACCAUUUUAUUUGACACGCAAUGGGUCAUGUCCUCUCAGUGGCUUCAUGUGACAGCACCUCCGCUCCCAUCAGCUUGGACGUAUGGGGAUGUAUCAUUCACUAUUACAUUGCCUGCUGCUACCAAAGCAGUGAUUGUCCUGUCCCAGAUAAAUAACCGUUACUUCAAGCCGAUAUCAGGGUUCGUGUACUGGACCUUUGAUUUCGCAGUCUUUAAAAAAGGAGAAAAAGAUAUCAUUGCCCGAUCUUCAGCGUCUAGGGUCUUUGCACGGAGCGUAAAUGUUGAGCUGGACUUGGAGGCGGGCUCAUAUGUUUUACAUGUUCGUCUGGACCGCUUUGUGUAUUCCUCACCGGCAUACCCUCAAGAAGGCAUCCACAUUUCGAAUUACCGCUCCCUUUCGAGGGUGCUCACUGAGCAUGCCAAGAGUCAAUCCAUUACUAUGAUAUAUUUCAAUACGAGCUCGCAGGCUCAGAAUCUGCCUAUUCCUUUAGAUAUAUUGGCUGGACAGGACUUGUUCGACUUAGAGCGGAAGGCAUUGGCGGUCAGGAAAGCGGAAGGGGAAAAGAACGCCGCCGAAGAGAAGAAGAUAGUUGAGGAAGAAGCCGGAAGGAAGACUGAAAACACCACUGACAGAGAAGCCGUGAAGAAUAUUGCUGGCCAAGAAAAUGAAAAGAUGGCUGAGAAAACUUGUGAAGAUAAAGACGAGGGGAGAGGGGAGAGAAAGAAAGCAGGUGAGGACGGUGUCGUCAAAGUCAUCCAAGCAGAUAACGACAAAAAGGCUGACGUUGACAAGACUGAUGCUGUCUCCGACGAUGACGAUGACGAGACUGUGGACAUCCAAGACAUGAUGUCUGAAACUAACUCAAUUUUCCUCGGCCUUCGAGUAUAUACGUCCAAGGAUGCCCCCGUCGAAAUUUGUGGCCAACUAAGGCAUGAGAUGGAGCUCUCUGCAGCUUUAGCUUGUCCAAAUUGCUGAUCGCAUGUACUACACCACUAUAUCAUUACUAU
Desarmillaria tabescens is the source of this 2160-nucleotide messenger RNA. RefSeq lists its product as uncharacterized. The record is from RefSeq and is a predicted model, not a curated record. Gene Ontology annotation, cellular component: cytoplasm. Gene Ontology annotation, biological process: proteolysis. NCBI's taxonomy places the organism in Eukaryota, Fungi, Basidiomycota, Agaricomycetes, Agaricales, Physalacriaceae. Gene Ontology annotation, molecular function: calcium-dependent cysteine-type endopeptidase activity. The transcript has 13 exons. Bases 74 to 2128 code for a protein of 684 amino acids.